AUGGUGAUCAACCCCACGUAUCUGGCCCAACGGUCGCGCUCCUCCAUCAACUGGUCAGAUGCACGACGGCGAGUCCUGAAAUCCUAUCGAGAAUGGCUGAGAGCGGGACCUGAGAUCCAGCAGCUUUACUCCCUCAAUAUGCCCGUUUCGAGGAUCCGCACGAAAGUCAGAGAAGAGUUUGAGAAGCACAGACAUGUCAACAACGUACAAGCCGUCGACGUGCUGCUCCAACAGAGUCAUGCAGAGUUUCAAGAAAUGUUGAACUACUGGAAGCAGUACUCGCACGUCAUGAAGUACUUCCGGGUGGAUGAAGAUGAGAAUGCGAGACUGCCGAAGAAUUUCAUCCAGGGCUUUCUUGAGGGCCGAAACUGA
Molecule: messenger RNA, 372 nt
Organism: Cladophialophora psammophila CBS 110553
Lineage: Eukaryota; Fungi; Ascomycota; Eurotiomycetes; Chaetothyriales; Herpotrichiellaceae
Product: NADH dehydrogenase (ubiquinone) 1 alpha subcomplex 6
Exons: 5
Coding region: 1-372 (123 amino acids)
Biological process (GO): response to oxidative stress
Source: RefSeq, a predicted model, not a curated record